UCUUUGAGAAACAUUUUUUCUCUCUUUUAGAUCUCAAGUUGGUAUCAGAGCGGGUUCAUCCUGCUCUGGUUUCAGUGUGUUGUUCACCAGCACGGUCACUGCUGGUCGCACCUGUCCGGUGCCGUUCGUCGUUGUCUGCGGCUGUCUCGCCACUAUUUGCAGCUGUCAACUGCAAUUUCAAGUUUUUCAACUUGGCCGCCAUCCUGGUAUCUGUCCGCUACCGUCUGCCGCUAUCCGCCGCCGUCCGCCGCCGACCGCCGCCGACCGUCGCCGUCCGCCGCCGUCCGCCGCCACUGUUCCGUCCGGCGACCACUGGAUCUGGUUCGCCUCUUCACGCGACAGCCAACCACGCCGGUGGGUUCGCCUGAUUCUCCUCCACGCUCCGUCACGCGCCACCUCUUUGCGCGCUGCGAAUAGGCGCGUGCUGUCCACGCGCCGCCCUCUGCUCACCAGAAAGUUUCCGCGCCACCUCCAUAGCCGUCGCCCUCAGCUCCUCUGUCCAUUUUGACCCUCAAAAUCUUACUUUGGUGGGUCCAGAAGCUCCCUUUUAAGAAAACCUUAAGAAACCCUCUAGGGUUUUCUGGUCCUUCACGGAUUUUCUGAUUUCCUCUCCUGUUUUUAUCAAAGAAUGGCAUCUGGAAGUGUUCUUUCUUUCUCUGGAAGUCCCUCAAUCACUUCCGAAAAGCUAAAUGGAAAGAAUUAUAUGUCUUGGUCUGCUGCUGUAGAAAUGUGGUUCCUUGGUCAAGGACGUUAUGACCACCUUGAGCAGGAUGGGAGUCAAGUACCUUCUGACAUAGCUGAACAAUGGAAACAAGCUGAUUUUCAAUUGUGUGCCCUCUUGUGGCAAUCUGUGGAACCCCGACUUUUGAUAUCUCUUAGAGCCUUCAAGACAUGUCACACUUUUUGGAAGAAAGCUCAAAGCAUUUAUGCUAAUGAUAUUCAACGUCUCUAUGAUACCGCAAACAAGCUCGCCUGUCUCAAAAUGACAGACCAUGAUAUGGUCUCCUUCAUGACUGAAGCCCAAGCAGCUGUGGAAGAAUUGAGAAUGUUCUUGGAAGUGGAAUCUUCGGAAGAUAUCAAAAAGAAGCUUGACAAGUAUUAUAUGGUGAUGAUCCUCCGUGCUUUGCAUCCAGAUUUGAAUCACAUCAGAGAUCAACUUCUGACAAGUCAUGAAGUCCCUUCUAUGGAAGCCUUAACCACACGUCUUCUUCGUGUUCCUGUGCCUCAGUCUCAGGAAGCUCAUGAAACAAUAGCACCAUCUCUCAUGGUUGCCACGCGAGGAAGAGGAGGACGUGGAACUAGAGGAGGAGGACGUGGAGGUCGGGGAAAUCAACAGUGCUCUUACUGUAAGAGGAUGGGUCACAUCCGAGAAAACUGCUACUCCUUGCAUGGCUUUCCUUCAAAAACUGCCAAUAUAUCUCAGGCUGAAACUUCCACUUCCAACUCCAAGUUUACUGAGGAAGAGUAUCAAGAGUAUCUGCGCUUAAAGUCUAACAGCUUGGCACAAUCAUCUCAGUCCUCAAGUACGUCCACAGCUUGCAUUUCUCAAUCCAUGGCAGGUCCAAAUUCAUGGGUAAUUGACUCGGGUGCUUCUGAUCACAUUUCUGGAGCGUGGCUCGGGGAGACAGAUUGGAGAAGGAUAUGAAGCUGGAGGUUUAUACCAUUUUGGAUUUCGUCCACGGGUAUCUUGUGUUGCUGCUCUUCCCCCUAAAGUGUUACAUGAUCGGUUUGGCCAUCCUAACUUGUCAAAAUUAAAAAAGAUGUGUCCUGAACUUAGUGGUCUUCAGACCUUAGAAUGUGAGUCCUGUCAACUAGGAAAACAUGUUAGAUCUGUCUUCCCUAAAAGAUCUCAAUCAAUGUGUACUUCUAGUUUUUCUAUUAUUCAUUCUGAUGUCUGGGGACCUAGUCGCGUCUCUUCUUUUGGUUUUCGGUAUUUUGUUACCUUUAUUGAUGAGUAUUCUAGAUGUACUUGGGUUUAUCUGAUGAAAGAUCGCUCUGAAUUGUUACCCAUUUUCACAUCCUUUUUGAAUGAAAUCAAGAACCAAUUUGGUCAAGUAA
Messenger RNA from Vigna angularis (adzuki bean), 2058 nucleotides. RefSeq lists its product as uncharacterized. Gene Ontology annotation, molecular function: nucleic acid binding; zinc ion binding. The record is from RefSeq and is a predicted model, not a curated record. NCBI's taxonomy places the organism in Eukaryota, Viridiplantae, Streptophyta, Magnoliopsida, Fabales, Fabaceae. Bases 629 to 1645 code for a protein of 338 amino acids. The transcript has 2 exons.